Molecule: messenger RNA, 2073 nt
Organism: Torulaspora delbrueckii
Lineage: Eukaryota; Fungi; Ascomycota; Saccharomycetes; Saccharomycetales; Saccharomycetaceae
Exons: 1
Coding region: 1-2073 (690 amino acids)
Biological process (GO): intein-mediated protein splicing
Molecular function (GO): endonuclease activity; DNA binding
Source: RefSeq, a predicted model, not a curated record
AUGGCAACCGGAUACAUACCAUCAUCUGGAGGACUCUCCACAGAUUGUAACUUGUUUCUUUCGAACGGAAAUUUGGUCAACAUCACCCAGCUGCAACCCGGGGACCUCCUGUUGUCUGCAGACGGUAAAGCCUCAGAAGUUGAGCAUGUUGUACAGUUUAUUGGCGACUUAGUCAGGAUUACGCAAAAGUUCAAACAUGUCAAAGAAGGUUUACCAAACGGAUACGUUCCAUGUGGUGGUAUGGCCAUCACCGUUUCUGCUACUCAAGAACUCCUAUUAAGAACAGCACAGAGAGUGAAAAGGGUCACGAAGAAAGAUGGAGAGUCUGGAAGCGAGAAAAGGGUUAUCGAGAUAACUCAGCUGAGAAGCAUAUUUUAUAAAGGCUUUGGCAAACUCGUCCGACCAAUAACCAGUUCGAAGUCUUUCACGGUUACCUCUCCAAUAUUCUCUACCAUCGCAGAAAUGAAAGCACAUACCAAGAAAGCAACAUCUUCAUCCGAUGAUGGGUACUAUUACUGGAAGUGUCGAGUGAAAAACUUACAAGAACCACAACUAAAUAAGGAAUUGAGAGGUUCUACAAAAGUGCUUUUAAGCCCCAUAAAUUUGGAGAUUCCGGUCCUGAAGGAGUGGAUGAAUAAGUGGUUCAAUGAGGAGGUGACCUCAGGGAAAGUAGAGGCCAUGGCAUGGCUGCUCGGUUUCUGGAUAGGCGACGGUUAUCGAAGAGGAGCCGUUUUCGCAUUGCAUUCAGAGGACCACGAUGUCAAUGAGUAUCUACGUAUGGCAGCUGAAAAGCUGGGGAUGACAUUAACUAUCAAAGUAAGAAACGAGGUUGGAUUCAAAGCAGAUGGUUAUUUGCAUACACAAACUGGUUCCCGAGAUAGAAAUAGCCCCCUUACCUCUGCUCUCAAAGAACUCAAGUUUUAUCAAAAUGGUAGGAUAAACGGCCCUAAAUGCGUACCUGCAUUCUUACGAUUUGAGACUAGAUCAGUGAAGGAAUUUUUUAUGGCAGGCCUUAUUGAUUCUGAUGGGUGCACGAACACCAUUGAAGGCACCGCUAGGGUGGCCAUUAAAACUGUAUUCGAGCCUAUAAAAGAUGGAAUUUUUAUUAUUGUACGUUCUUUGGGCUUAAACCUCACCGUGUCUUUCGAUCCCGAACAAAUACGCGAAGAUGGUUUACAUCAAAACGAUACCUGGAUUUUCCAUUUGUUUGAGGGGGCCAACAAGUCAGUGUUUUGGUCCAUUUUAAACAAAUGCUCCUGUGAAAGAAAACGGCAGCCACGAGAACUAAAAAAUUGUAGAAUCCCCUUGUACCCGCCAACUGAAAUUGAAGAGAGCGAUACAGUAAGGCUGAAUGUCAUACCGAUGGCUUUUGACAUUCAAAAAAGCGGAACUGGGAGAUUGUUUGCGGUCUAUUUAAAGAAUCCUUCAAGCACCUUCAUCACGGAAGAGCAAUUGAUCUGCAGCAGUGCCUCUUUGGACAUUGUCCGCCAUGAAGCAUCGGUCAUCGUAAGAGAUAAGAGCUACUUCAAGGACGAGAAGAACUUCUGUUAUUCGUGCGCUCGAGCAAAAGAUAGCAGAUUUGAGCAGAUUCCCUGGGACACUGCACAACUUUGGUGCCGGAACUGCAGGAAGCGUCACCAAGAGACUGCGAUCUUCUGCUUGAACGAUAGUUGCAGGGAAAUACCGAGUAAAGACCAAGCAAGGCAAAUGAGGAAAGCCGGGAAGCUUUGCUGUCAUUCGUGUGGAUCUGAAGUGAGAAAUGAUUUUGUCAAGAAAAGGUCUUGGGCUUCUGGAGAGUGUGUCAGUUGCGAUGUUUUAGAAUCUAGUGACUGGCUCAAGUUGCCAUGGAACAAGGAAGCCAACGAAAGGCUUUGUAGACAGUGUUACUACUCGCACACCGUGAAUGGAAAAUACUGCGUUAGCUGCUGCAAAGUUUUUACCGCGUCUGAACUUAAGGAACUCUUGAUUGAGUAUACCGAAAACAAUGAACUUGACGGAAGUUGGAUUCCUUGUGCGCGUUGCAAAAAGUCUACCAACAUCAGCCUACCAAGAAAUGAUGGUUUGAUGUUGUAA